ACUAAUUUAUUUGUAUUGCAGAUAAAAUGCCUAGAAGAAAAGUGCGAUCGCACCGCAUUGUUCAAGGUACUCCAAACUCGGCGGAAACAAACAGCACUGAACAACAGACUGCUAUUGGAUCUUCGAAUGUUCCGGUUACACCUGAGGAACCUAUAGAAGAUCAAAAUGAAACUGGUGGGACUCGGAGAGUUCGCGGACGUACAGUACUGAGCGAUUUAUACGACCUAGAUCCAGUCGAGCGUGUCCAAGUAUCCAGUAAUAGCUUUGGUCAGCCUGUUGGAUCAGAAGCCCGCCUUUUAGCAGGAUACAUGGGCAUUCUAGCACGGAAUGCAAAUAUGUUGCCAAUUAACUUCGAGUCAUGGCAUAAAGUGCUCGAGAGUAACAAGAACCAAGCUCUCGAUAACAUUAAGGCGAGAUUUGCUCUAGAGGUCUCCGAUGCUUAUGUAAAGAAGGCAUUGGGAAAAAGAUGGAGAGGCCAUAAGAGCACUUUAAAGAAAGAAUAUUUUAAGACAAAAACAACACUCGACGAGAGAUUACAAAAUGUCCCGCCGGGAAUGCUGAGGUACCAGUGGGAAGAGGUCGUUAGAUUUUGGACUUCGAAGAAAGGAGAGGAUCGUGAAAAAGUUGGAAAACAAAGUAGGCAGCAACAAAAAUUCACUCACACAGCUGGGUCGAAAAGUUUUGCGUGUGUAGCUCAUGCAGAGGAACUGUCGUCCGGUCAAAAAGUUGGACGACUUCAACUUUUUGACAUUACACAUAGGAAGAAAGAUGGUAACCCUAUGACUCCUGAAGCUGCAGAAAUUAUGGAAAAAUUGAAGGAUAAAAAGGCAGAGUACGAAGCGAUUGCUUCCAGUGAUAGUUCUGUUCAUAUUUACGACAUUGAUAACCGGAUUAUCACUGAAGUUUUGGGUCCUGAAAGGUAUGGUCGGGUUCGAUUUCAAGGAUCUUUUGUUAACCAAUCCCAAUAUUUUGGAUCUAGCUCGCAACAAUAUAUGCCUUCGGGGAGUCGAGCUGAAGCUGAAGUUCAGAGGUUAAGAGACCAGAUGGCUCAGAUGCAAGCGACAACAGCUGAGCAAAUUACACAACUUAAAGCGGAGGCAACAUCGAGAGAAGCUGAUGUUCAAAGAAGAUAUGAAGAACUCCAGCUACAACUUAAAGUGAUGCAAAGAAUGAGAGAAGUCGAGGUUCAACGAAAGUAUGAAGAAGCAAUGGCAAGAGCUUAG
Messenger RNA from Gossypium raimondii (Peruvian cotton), 1223 nucleotides. RefSeq lists its product as uncharacterized. The record is from RefSeq and is a predicted model, not a curated record. NCBI's taxonomy places the organism in Eukaryota, Viridiplantae, Streptophyta, Magnoliopsida, Malvales, Malvaceae. The coding region runs from base 27 to 1223 and encodes 398 amino acids. The transcript is spliced from 6 exons.